Spea bombifrons (plains spadefoot toad) is the source of this 1770-nucleotide messenger RNA. It is a transcript of the gene GET4, whose product is annotated as guided entry of tail-anchored proteins factor 4. The transcript has 9 exons. NCBI's taxonomy places the organism in Eukaryota, Metazoa, Chordata, Amphibia, Anura, Pelobatidae. Gene Ontology annotation, biological process: protein insertion into ER membrane. Gene Ontology annotation, molecular function: protein binding. Gene Ontology annotation, cellular component: BAT3 complex; cytosol. Bases 40 to 1020 code for a protein of 326 amino acids. The record is from RefSeq and is a predicted model, not a curated record.
UGAGCUGCGUAGCAAAGCUGACGUCUCUGCGCCCUCCCCAUGAUGGCUGCUACAAUGGCGGAGCAGGAGAGCUCCAAAGGCAGCGCCCGGAACCGGGGUGGGGUACAGCGGGUGGAAGGAAAGCUGCGGGCCAGCGUUGAAAAGGGAGACUAUUACGAGGCCCACCAGAUGUACCGGACCCUGUUUUUCAGGUACAUGUCACAGAGCAAACACGCAGAAGCACAAGAAUUAAUGUAUUCCGGGGCCCUUCUGUUCUUCAGCCAUGGUCAGCAAAACAGUGCAGCUGAUUUAUCUAUGCUUGUUUUGGAGUCUCUAGAAAAGUCAGAGGCUAAAGUAACCGAUGAGUUAUUAGAAAACCUGGCCAAAUUAUUUAGCUUGAUGGAUCAAAAUUCCCCUGAAAGAGUGGCUUUUGUAUCCAGGGCACUUAAGUGGUCGACUGGUGGUUCUGGCAAAUUAGGUCAUCCAAAAUUGCACCAGUUAUUGGCUAUAACACUAUGGAAAGAGCAAAACUACUAUGAAUCGCGUUACCACUUCCUGCACUCCUCAGACGGAGAAGGCUGUGCGAAUAUGUUGGUAGAAUAUUCGUCCACCAGGGGAUACUGCGGCGAGGUGGACAUGUUUGUGGCUCAGGCAGUCUUACAAUUUCUAUGUUUAAAAAACAAAAUUAGCGCUUCCGUGGUUUUUACAACCUACACCGAGAAGCAUCCUUCGAUAGAAAGGGGACCUCCGUUUGUACAGCCCCUCUUGAACUUCAUCUGGUUCCUCCUGCUGGCUGUAGAGGGUGGGAAAUUAACCGUAUUUACAGUAUUGUGUGAACAGUAUCAGCCCUCUCUAAGGAGAGAUCCCAUGUAUAAUGAGUACCUGGACAGAAUAGGACAGCUUUUCUUUGGUGUCCCACCUAAGCAGUCCUCUUCAUACGGAGGUUUACUGGGCAACCUACUGAACAGCCUCAUGGGAGCCGGCGAAGAUGAGGACCUAGAGGACGGCCAAGAUGAUAGCAGUCCCAUCGAGCUAGACUGAAAAGUGGCACCCAAUACUUUAUAACUCGGAGCUGCAUGAUUCUGAAUUAAAAGCGGGACUGGAGCAACAAAUUCCUGAUUCCAACCUUCAAGGGGUUAUUUGUAAACGGCUAUAAAGAGCUGUCUGCGUCCCUUCGAAUGUUUGGUCUAUACAAAUUAAAACACAUGGGUAGCAGGAGGAAAUAGUUUGAGUGAAUAUUGACAUUUGUCCGCAUUUUUUUUUUCUUUUGUUAAUUCUGAUCAUGAAUUGAAAAUACAUUUUGCAAUGAAGUGCAUAGAUCCCUACGCGUUUUGCAAGAAUGCAGGCGGCUUCUUUGUCAAAGCCAAACCGAUCAAUAUUGACAAAUUCCCUCAAUAUUAUUCAUUUUGAAUUUUAUUAAAUCCUUCUUCUUUUUCAACAUUAACCCAUAGCUUGAUUUAAAAAGUGAAUUUUCCUUGCCUCAUCCUUUGACCACAGCUGCAAGAAUUCGCAGUCGAACCUAAGGUCCAGUAUGCGUGAUAGUCUUGUUUGUGAAAUGCACAGCCAAUAUAAACCACACGUGUUAAGGUUAUUUAAAUACAAAUGGACUUUCUUUUAAUAUGCAAUAUUUAUUACAGAUAACGGAUUUGUACAUUUACCCCUUCAGUUUCCGGUACCAUGCCAGACGGUCACACUGGUAGUGAAAUUUUAUGUAAUCAAGAGCAGUAGUACUGGUACCAGCGAGGCCGACCAACUGCCAGUGCUACAAAAUAAACCAUGCAAUUUAUCUUA